Culex quinquefasciatus (southern house mosquito) is the source of this 1311-nucleotide messenger RNA. Its product is annotated as eukaryotic translation initiation factor 5B-like. The record is from RefSeq and is a predicted model, not a curated record. Lineage: Eukaryota; Metazoa; Arthropoda; Insecta; Diptera; Culicidae. Bases 1 to 1311 code for a protein of 436 amino acids. The transcript is spliced from 3 exons.
AUGACCAGGAGGAAGGGCAAACCCGAUGAUCGUGGGGGUACAUCCCUGAACGAUCGCACGGCUCCCGAAUGGAUGGACUCAACCGGGGAACACGGUCCGCUGACCGUACUCCUGAUGACUCCAGCCCACCUAGAAGGUAAGCUACCCACGAACCCCUUCACCAUCGCCCGAUCGGUGAAAGAGCAGAUCGGGGCUAUCACAGCGGCGUACCGGGACAAAGAUGGCCACCUGGUCAUUAAGCUUAAUCAAGCGACGUGCAUUGUCACCUGCCAUACGGUUGACGAACUCUCCGACGAGGAGUUGGCUGAGGAGCUCGCGGACCAGGGCGUGAUCCACGUCCACCGGUUCGGUCGAAAAGGUGGAAGAUCGGCAACUAUGUCCGUCACCUUCCGCGGGACUGUGGUGCCAAGGGAUAUCCACUUCGGUUUCGACCGCUGUGCCACACGGGAGUUCAAGCAAGCACCGAUGCAGUGCUACCGCUGCUACGACUUCGGCCAUACGAAGCCGCAAUGCUCUGCAGAGGAGCUGUGCAGGAAUUGCUCGAAGGCUCACACCAUCGAAAAGGACAGCGACGGCAAGACUAUCUGCUCAGCAGCACCUAGUUGCAAACACUGCAACGGGGCGCACUCGCCGACCAGCCGCAUGUGCCCUAAAUACGUUGAGGAGGAGGAGAUCAACGAAAUCCGCACGAAGGAGGAUAAAUCGGCGCGGGAAGCCCGCCGACUAUUCCACGAACGGAAGAAGCUGAAGAAGGAGCUGGAAGAGACAAAACACACGCUCAAGAAGGCCCUCACCAAGAUCGCCAGCUUUAAGCAGGCCAGGGCAGCGGAACGGAAACAGAACGAGGAAAACCAGCAGGCGCUGAAGAAGGCAGCCGCACAAACGGACGGAUCAAACCUAGAGAAGACACCUGCCAAGCCGAACUCCGGAAGUGAGUUGGACAUGGAGGUCACGGAAGAGACUAACAAAAGACCGCGUCCCGAGUCGUCCCCCAGCGAAAGCAGUGACGAUGACGAAAACGACGACGAUGACGAAAAUUACGACGAUGACGAAGACGAGGACAGCGAAGACAGCCAAAAGAAUGCGCCAGCGGCGCCCACUAAGAUCGUUAACGAGAAAGCACCAGCGGCGCCUAUUAAGGCCGCAAAGGAACCCCCGAAACAAACCAAAAAACCAGCGACUACCGAAACGACCCUCAAACCCAACAACGCCAAAGGAAAACCAAACCCCAAAACCACCAAGAAACCUAAACUCGGAUCGGGUCAAGCUGACUCGGCCCCCAACAACAACAAGAACACCCGGAAGCAGUGA